AUGUCCGUCAUGUGUCACAGGGCUAAGGUUAUGCCUUGGAGAACAUUGAGGUUUAAUGAAUCUGUUUGCAACCCUUACAAUGCUGAUUUUGAUGGUGAUGAAAUGAACAUUCAUGUCCCGCAAACAGAGGAGGCGAGGGCGGAGGCUGUUCUGUUGAUGGGGGUGGAAAAAAAUCUAUGCACCCCGAAAAAUGGAGAGAUCUUGGUUGCUUCAACUCAAGAUUUUCUAACAUCCUCUUUCCUUAUAACAAGGAAUGACACAUUUUAUGAUCGAGCAUCAUUUUCACUAAUUUGUUCAUAUAUGGGGGAUGGCUUCGAUUCCAUUGACUUUCCAACACCUGCCGUAAUUAAGCCAAUAGAGCUGUGGACAGGAAAGCAGUUAUUUAGUGUUCUUGUACGCCCGAAUGCAAAUGUGAGAGUCUAUCUAAAUCUGACUGUUAAGGAGAAGUCCUACUCCAAGACUGAUGAAGAUGGAAGAGCAAUUGAGGCAAUGUGCCCAAAUGAUGGGUUUGUCUAUUUUCAUAACAUCGAGCUUAUAGCUGGGCACCUUGGGAAGGGUACUUUAGGAAAUGGCAAUAAGGGUGGGUUUUUCUCUGUUCUUCUCAGGGACUAUAAAGCUCAUGCUGCUGCUGCUUGCAUGAAUCGUGUAGCUAAGUUAAGUACGCGAUGGAUUGGUAAUCACGGAUUUUCAAUUGGGAUUAGCGAUGUACAGCCAGGUGACAUUUUGUGUGAAGAGAAAGAAGAGAUAAUUAAAGAAGGCUAUAAAAAAUGUGAUGAGCAGAUAAAGUUGUAUAAUGAAGGACAGCUGCAACUUAAACCGGGUUCUGAUGCAGCACAAUCACUUGAGUCUGAGAUAACUUGUGCAUUAAACAACAUCAGAGAGCAAACUGGAAAGUUGUGCAUGCACAAGCUACAUUGGAGAAAUAGUCCCUUGAUCAUGUCCCAGUGUGGUUCAAAAGGAUCUGCUAUCAAUAUCAGCCAGGUGGUUGCCUGUGUUGGUCAGCAAUCGGUUGGUGGUUGUCGUGCACCUAACGGAUUCAUAGACCGAAGCCUUCCUCACUUCCCUAGAGAUGCCAAAACCUCCGCAGCUAAAGGCUUUGUUGCUAGUUCCUUUUACAGUGGCUUGUCAGCUACGGAGUUUUUUUUUCCAUACAAUGGCAGGGAGAGAGGGGCUUGUGGAUACAGCUGUGAAAACAGCUGA
Messenger RNA from Prunus armeniaca (apricot), 1200 nucleotides. Lineage: Eukaryota; Viridiplantae; Streptophyta; Magnoliopsida; Rosales; Rosaceae. The record is from the annotation of a GenBank genome assembly.